ACCUCCUGUUCGGAGCUUGAUUUAUCUUGUGUAUGCAAGAGCUUGACUCAACAGUCUCAAACCUUUUCUUGCUUCAAGGCAUCAUGCGAUUUCUCUGAUAGUCUAAUCACCAUGAAUCUUACACAGGCGGCGUGUGGUGCUCCGGUGCGGGAUCGAGCUGGUCGAUUCAAGACGAUGAAUCUUGCUCUUAGCUCUGUAACCCUUCUGAUAGCCGGUAUCCGCUUUUUAUCAAAGUAUCUCUUCAGCAUCAGGCGGGGGUUUGGGCCAGAUGACUGGACGAUGCUAGCAGCAGGAUUUAUCGGCAUACCUUGCAUUGCGUUCAACAUUGUGGGACUGAGUAGGCACGGGUUGGGGAAAGAUAUUUGGACCUUGACUCCAGAAGUCGUUGCCUCCUUCGCUCAAUGGUUCUUGGCCAUGGAGAUUCUCUACGUGGUCAUGACCACCAUUGUCAAGAUCAGCUUGUCACUCUUUUAUCUUGACUUGUUUCCAGGGACUACAUUUCGAAGAGUGGUUUGGGGAACCAUCAUAUUCCACAUCGCCUCGGGUCUCAGUUUCGCUAUUGGAACCCUCGUGCAGUGCGUGCCACUGAAUUUUACAUGGGAACAGUUUAAUAAUUCGUCACACGGGCACUGCAUCAGCAUGAAUUCGUUUGGAUGGGCAAACGCAGCUAUUAAUGUUGCGGCAGAUCUUUGGCUUAUAGUCAUUCCUCUUUUCCAGCUGUACAAACUCGACACUCAUUGGAGAAGGAAGCUAAGUGCUGCUAUUAUGUUUCUCACGGGAGUGAUAGCAACCAUCGUCUCUAUCCUCCGGUUCCAAUCGCUCGUUCACUUUGCCAACUCGUCGAAUCCAACAUGGGACCACUGGAGUAUCGCCUGGUGGUCGACUAUCGAGGUCAACAUAAGCAUCAUUUGCACUUGUCUGCCUUCCAUACGGCUAAUUCUAGCGCACGUGUUUCCACGGGUCGUUGGCUCCUCGCUUGGAUUAGCUCCAAUGACCGAGGACUCGUGGAUUGGUGAGAAGAUGUCCAGCCCGAAUCCAUUGCAUAUAGAGGAGUUGGAGUUGUGCAACAAUAGAAGCAUUGAUGGAGUUUCAAAGACGAGCGAAUCCAUCCAGCGAGCCGAGGGGAUUUUAGAGGCAGCAACACAUCCCGCUUCUCUCCAAUGA
Messenger RNA from Trichoderma virens Gv29-8, 1164 nucleotides. Its product is annotated as putative PTH11-type G-protein coupled receptor protein. Lineage: Eukaryota; Fungi; Ascomycota; Sordariomycetes; Hypocreales; Hypocreaceae. The annotation marks the transcript as partial. The record is from RefSeq and is a predicted model, not a curated record. The transcript is spliced from 3 exons.